UAGUGGUGAUUUUAAGGGGUUUAAAGUUGUUUACUCUUGAGCGCACUUGAUCAACAAUGGGACACUCCGAGCGAUGCAGUGAUCUGAAAACCUACUGGAAUAGAAGUGCUUUAAAAUGUGCGUUGUGUACUGUAACGCCAGGAUAUGGAAUAACCCCUAACUGUGGCUUUGACGACGACGGAGGGCGACACGAGCCCCCCCACACCGAGUGCAUAGCCAACGCUACUUUUAACGACGGCAGCGACGCGUAUUGUCGGCCAUGCGCCGCGUGUGCGCGCGGGUUCACCAUCUCGAGCGCGUGCAGCACGACCUCCAACAUCAAGUGCCAAGACCCGGGAAGCGGGGCGGCCGCGGCUCCUGUCUCGGUGAGUGUCUGCUGCUCGGAAGCUUUUAUACUUUCAUGGUGUUCUGAACUGACGGACAUGAUCCCCGUUUAUCUUCCUCUGCAGCAACCAACGUCAUCGCAUCACGUGUCGAGUGUCUUCAGCACGACAGCCCAAGGAUCCAGUUUAAAACCAAAUGCAGCAACUAUACUAAUUACCUUCUACCCAGCUCAUGAUGUAGGCAUACUAUGGGCGGUACCGUUUGCCAUCCUGAUUUCCAUCAUGCUUGUUGUGAUAUGUGCUUGUCUAAUCUACUUGAAGCGGAAAAGAGGUCAGCAUACGGCGUCGAGUCAUCGCAGAAGAUCAUCAUACAUCAAUGCAGGGUUCUCUCCUCUUGGCAACAAUGAUCUGGAGCACAUUCUGAGCUGCGACAUCCUGACGGCACCUUUACAGGCGGUGCUGGACAACCUGGACGUUUUGGAAGAGCUGGUGAUUUUGUUGGAUCCAGAGAACCAAGGAGUAAAGAACACCAAACAUCUGGCGUCUCAUUGCUCCUUCCCCGCCACCUGGAUUACUUACACCUACUCCAUGAAGGACAGCAAGAGCCCUCUGAAAACAUUGUUGGAGGGGGUCACCAGCAGGCACCCCGACUGGACCGUCGGGCGCCUGGCUAAGAUGCUCAAACAUAUUGAGCGCAACGACGCCAUCGCCGUUCUCACCAAACUGGAACUGAAUGUGAUGCAAGUGUAACAUAUCAUCUACUAUUCACUUCAGGUUUAAGACUGCAGACAUUUGCCUCGUUUCUGUAAGAUUGACACUGUAAAUAUUUAACCAAUAACCAGCAAUCGAUGAAGAAAUAAUGAUAAAGGAGGCUUCCAGAACAGAUCAGUAGUAACACAAAGGAAAUGUAUAUCGGGAGAGUUGUUCAAUGCAGAAGAGACGUGUUCUUCUAAGAGGACCCAUAUAGUAAACAGGAAUAUAUAUAUAUAUUUUUUACAUUCAUGCACAUAAUUAAAUAUAAUUAUUAGUGUACAAAAAACUAUUCAACACAUUUAUAUUUUGUUAGCCUCUUGUAAUAUUCAUACGACAGUAUUAGGGCCACAUUAAGGAAGAAACAAACCUCAUAGGAGAAAAAGAAGAAGCACAUUAGCUUUUGUGGAGAUAUUUUAUAUCUCCUGUAUACAUGUUAAGAUUGAUAACAUUGUAUGUAAUGUUGUAGUAGUUUAUGAUAGGUCUCAACACAAUGUAUUAGUAUAGAUUUCUAGCUGUGUUGUAGAAUUACACAUACUGAUAUUCACAGAUGAACUCUGUGACUGGACACAUUCUAGUAGAACAGGUGUAGCUGGUUGACCAGUGGGGUCAACUCUUUUCUAUUUAGAGAUCAAUGUCUUCCAUGCCUGUGUUCUGACCAUCUCCAUAUGAUCAAAGUCUUAUUCUGACCAUCUCCAUAUAUGGACUUAUGUUUCGUAUGCCUGCGACUUGACUCUCCAGUUCUUCGUGGUUUUCCAACAGUGGCCCUAAAACACUUGUUGGUGCAUUGCAGGACAAGUUUUUGCUUCAAGGGAUUAGUUUUUUCUUCACCUUUAAUAAUAAAAAAAAAUGGAAUUUGU
This is a messenger RNA of Cyclopterus lumpus (lumpfish), 1933 nucleotides long. RefSeq names its product IGF-like family receptor 1 (gene igflr1). Lineage: Eukaryota; Metazoa; Chordata; Actinopteri; Perciformes; Cyclopteridae. The coding region runs from base 57 to 1073 and encodes 338 amino acids. Gene Ontology annotation, molecular function: protein binding. The record is from RefSeq and is a predicted model, not a curated record. The transcript is spliced from 7 exons.